AUGGUGCUACUAAAUUACAAUACAGCAACUUGCUCCCUGAUGGUCAUGGAUCUGAAUGCACUCAAAUCACUGCCUGAUGCAAACACAGAAAUGUGCCCUACUACUCCAAGACGACAAAACCAAUAUUGUGAAGAAAGCAACAGAAGCAACGAUACUAAGAAGGGAUCCUUUGCAGAAAAGAAAGAAUAUGGGGUCAUGGAAGAAGCCGGUAAUAAUGAAUCAGUACAAGAUCAUCAAACGAGCAAUGGUGGGAGAAAUAGUAGAAGCAGUACUACUAGUGGGUCUUAUAAUGGACCUCACUUAGAAACUUAUACUUUCAAGAGUAAUCUGAAGAAAACUACUGCUACAGUUGGGGAAAAUCUAGCAGGGAAAGAUCAUCAAAAGAAGAAAGUGAGUUGGCCUGAUGUUGCUCAUGGCACAGAUAUUGCUCAUGUUCUUGAAUUUGAACCAAGGUAA
Dovyalis caffra is the source of this 456-nucleotide messenger RNA. The record is from the annotation of a GenBank genome assembly. NCBI's taxonomy places the organism in Eukaryota, Viridiplantae, Streptophyta, Magnoliopsida, Malpighiales, Salicaceae.